GAUGUCCGGCAGAAAGAAAAAAAAAACACAGCCGGGGCCAAAGACUCAGAGCUCGUGAGGGAAGCGUUUAAUGCUAAUACGUGAAUAAUAAAAUAAAAUAAAAUGCAGUCGUUUUUAAUUCGCACGUCUUCGCUUUUAUUUCUAUUCGCUUCCAUUUUCGGGGGCGUUUCUACUGAGGGAGAAGGAAAAGGGUUUGGAGACCACAUCCACUGGAGAAGCCUGGAAGAUGGGAAGAAGGAGGCAGCAGCCAGCGGCCUGCCGGUGAUGAUCAUCAUUCAUAAGACCUGGUGUGGAGCCUGCAAAGCACUGAAGCCCAAGUUCUCGGAUUCGAAGGAGAUCUCGGAGCUGGCUCACAAUUUCGUCAUGGUGAACUUGGAGGAUGAAGAAGAACCAAAAGAUGAUGCCUUCAGCCCAGAUGGAGGUUACAUUCCCAGAAUACUCUUUUUAGAUCCCAGCGGUAAAGUCCGUCCUGAGAUCACGAACAAGAACGGAAACCCGAACUACAAGUUUUUCUACAGCAACGCUGAUCAAGUCAUAACCAGUAUGAAGGAGGCUCAGGAGAAGUUGACCGGCGACGCCUUCUGGAAGUCACACCUGGGUGAUGAGCUGUAACGAGAAGGACUUCGUACCAGCUAUCUCACAGCUGGUACACUACACUCACUACUGCAGCGUUCACGUCCCAAAACCUUGACACCUCAUUUCAGAUUUCUACACCAAGAAAAAAAAAACCCUCAUCCAUGCUGCUUUAAAAUCAUUCGUUUGCUUUAGUUUUCCGUUAAAAAACAAAGGCAUAAAUUGAACCAAAGUGGACUAGUUGGUCAUGGGUGCUAAAGAAUAUUUUUUCUCAAUGUUAUGUACAUGUAGAAAAUUCAAUCGUGGCUUCAUGUGGAUUUUAAUCACUGAGCAAUAUACUUUCACAUCGCCCUCCUGAUUUAAAAUUACUGAGCACACCAUGGGAUAAAGUGGUAGAUCACGUGCUUCCAGGUCCGGGUGUAGUGGACGCUCCCAUGAACAAACGGCCUUAUAACCUCUCCCCACUAUUCCGGUUUAAAUCCCACACAUUUUAUAUCUAAAAUCAGUCCUAAGAUGUUUUUCUUAUCCCACAGGUUUCUGUAAGCCGAUCCGCAGUACGUGGAUUCGCCUCCGGGUUUUAUAAAAGUCUUUACGCUUUUUUAAAAUUCGUGAAACCGGAAGUGAAACUUAACGAGUGUUUAACGGGUUGCCACACUGUAUUUUUUACACGGAUGUAUGCACGUAUACAGACAAGUGUACGAUUAAAGUUGGUACUUGAUGAA
This is a messenger RNA of Silurus meridionalis, 1295 nucleotides long. It is a transcript of the gene txndc12, whose product is annotated as thioredoxin domain containing 12 (endoplasmic reticulum). Lineage: Eukaryota; Metazoa; Chordata; Actinopteri; Siluriformes; Siluridae. The coding region runs from base 103 to 612 and encodes 169 amino acids. Gene Ontology annotation, cellular component: endoplasmic reticulum. The transcript has 7 exons. The record is from RefSeq and is a predicted model, not a curated record.